Molecule: messenger RNA, 1275 nt
Organism: Seminavis robusta
Lineage: Eukaryota; Bacillariophyta; Bacillariophyceae; Naviculales; Naviculaceae
Source: the annotation of a GenBank genome assembly
AUGGAGGAAAUAGAGGAAUAUCCUCCAUCACCGAGUUAUCUCCCGCUGACCCAGAUUCCUGAACCUGAUACCGGUCAUCCAUGCAACGAAACAGGUAGCAUCAAGAGCAACGACAGCGAUGAUGACUGUAUUCACGACGAAGCGGUGUUGAAUUGCUAUUUUCAUGUAACCCAUGCAUUUGCCACCAAACGAAGCUACGUUUCCAAGAUGAAGAACAAGCAGUUUGCCGCGCCUAAGGGAACUGCUUACAGGCAUGUUUCGAACAUUGCAAGCACGAAGACAAUGGAGCAACGACGUGUUGUCACAGACCUAUACUUAGAAGACUGGAGAGAACAUCGUGGGGAAGCAAAAGCAGCGGAUCAUUUGGAGAAUGAAUAUUGUACUUAUCCUCGCUACAACUGGAAUUAUGCCUGUGCUGGAGAGGUUGGAGUGUAUCCUUCGAACUGUCCAAACGAAAGCUUUAACAGGCACGGAAUCAAGAGCAUCGCCACCGAUUGUUCAAAGAAUGCCUCACUAGCUGCAUUCCUUGUCCACAUUGCACCACGAUUAUUGGAAGAAGAUUCGAAUUCGCGGAGCGAUCCAUGCACAAUCGAGAUACCACGGUGUGCUUCUAUCUUUGCUGUUGGUGUCACGGGCUUUCUGAAAGAAGGAAUCGAUGUGGUGAAGCUUGGAGAAGAUGAGUAUGGGAAUGCUUCCAGUUGGCUCUGCAACUUGCGACACAAGAUUGGUGUUCCCAUAGACGAACGACGCAUUCGCUUGGUACGGGCAUCACUCGAUGGUGACAAGAGGCCAUUUGAGAAGGAAUUGUCAUCAAUAGGACUCUGCUUUCCAGAACAGGUAGCAGAUUCGAUGGUGAAAAUGACGAGUACGACAAGUGCCAACGCAAGAGGUGAUGUGGCAAAGGCGAGCGGCAGGGGAAACAUCAGAAAACUCUAUCAGGGUGGUCUUCCGAAGAAUACGAAACGCCGCUGCUUGUCAAAGAUGAUCGAAUCUUUUGAUGCGUAUCUUGGCACGAUGAACCAUCAACAGCUGACUAGAUUGUUUCUGUACUUACGUUUGUUUCGAGUAGACCAGACAGGAACAGAUCCUAUGAAGGGGCAAACAACACAGACCCUACUGGAUACCCUCGUUUCCUUCUCAGAUAAUCCCACAGGAUACCGUGCGAUGCUAUUGGCAAGACCUAGGGAGCAAACAACGUUCGGUGUGGUGAAGACAAUUGCCACCAAGAUGCACACUGCCAGCGUACCCCCCGAAAAGGAGAACAACAAAAAGUGA